Molecule: messenger RNA, 1620 nt
Organism: Trifolium pratense (red clover)
Lineage: Eukaryota; Viridiplantae; Streptophyta; Magnoliopsida; Fabales; Fabaceae
Product: dehydration-responsive element-binding protein 1A-like
Exons: 1
Coding region: 618-1232 (204 amino acids)
Biological process (GO): regulation of DNA-templated transcription
Molecular function (GO): DNA binding; DNA-binding transcription factor activity
Source: RefSeq, a predicted model, not a curated record
AAUUAUUUUCAUUUUAAUAAUAUAGACACAAACACAUUUGGAGUGACCAGCACAACACACACUCCCUCUUCUAGUCACCUUCUUCUCUUUUUCCUUUGUGUCACUCUCAGUCAAAUUAAACCUUUUCUUAUCCAAAAUUCCAAAUACAAUAUUAAUAUCAAAAUCUAGAAGUUGCCACCUUGGGAAACCAAGCCACACGUGUCACACACAGAGUUUCUGAAAAGAUCAUUUUUGGUAAUUAACCCAAAAAAAGAAAACCCAUGUCCCACCUUCAAUUCCUUAACCUUCGUACAUACCGUGGGAAUUCACUUAGCUGUCUUCUCCUCAUUGACAGAACACUAUACAACACAACAUCCUGCUAGCUUCACUUCACCAUGUCACUUUCCUUCAUCACACUUGCCACAUCCUCACUCAAUUCAUUUUUCACUCUUUAUAUAUACCAUCUUUCAAUCCUCACUUUCCCUCUCAAAAACACUCACACACAAAACAACAAAAUCAAUACAAAACAACUACCAAGUACUAACUAGUAAUUAACACUUAUCCAAUUCUAAUACACAUACUCUGUUUUUUGCAUACUCUGAUUUUUUUUUUUCUUCCACACUCUGUUUUUUCACAGCAUGUUUACUAUGAAUCAUAUAUCGGAGUCACAUGUUCCAUGUUCAUCUUCAGAGAGGUUUCUUGCUGAAACUAUGCCAAAGAAACCUGCAGGGAGGAAGAAGUUCAGGGAAACCCGCCACCCUGUAUACCGUGGUGUCAGAAAGAGAGAUUCCGGCAAGUGGGUUUGUGAAGUAAGAGAACCUAACAAGAAAACCAGAAUUUGGCUUGGGACAUUUCCUACUCCCGAGAUGGCGGCGCGUGCACACGACGUUGCUGCGAUUGCGCUUAGAGGAAAUUCUGCUUGUCUUAACUUUGCUGACUCUACUUGGAGGUUGCCGGUUCCUGCCACAGCGGAUGCAAGGGAUAUUCAAAAAGCGGCGGCUGAGGCAGCGGAGAAGUUCAGGCCGGAGACUGAGUUUGAGAACAGUGAGGAGAGGAAGGUUUGUGAGAGUUCAACGACGGUGGCGGUGGCGGAGCCAGAGGAAGAAGAACACACAGUGCCGGAGUAUUUAAGAAACAUGGUACUAAUGUCACCGGCACAUUAUUGGGGGAGUGAAUGUGAAUAUGAUAUUGCUGACGUGGAAUUUGGUGGUGAUACUGAUACUGAAGUUUCAUUGUGGAGUUUUUCAAUUUAAUUUAAUUUUUGAAAAAUGCUGAACAUUACUAGUACCAAAUUGAGGAAUAAGAGGGUAUUGUACUUGCCUGAGUAGUAGGAAAUUGUAGGGUAUAGAAGAUCAUAGUCAUACCAAAAAAAUAAAUUUGUAGGGUAGUCUCUUACCAAGAAAAUAAGGAUAGUAUUCGUACUUAUGAUUUUUUUGACUAGUACGGAUACUGUUGAUGGAAGGAGAAAAGAUGUGACAAGAGAUGUUUUUUGUUUUUUUUUUGUGUUGAUAAUUUAUAGGUUAAGUACGUGUACAUUAACUUUAAGAAGCAAGUGUACACAAUCUUUAAGUACGUGUUGAUAAUUUAAUAUAUACUAAUAAUUUUUUUGAAUGUUGAUGUGUUAUUAUAUUGUUUUGUUUU